Molecule: messenger RNA, 189 nt
Organism: Fusarium mangiferae
Lineage: Eukaryota; Fungi; Ascomycota; Sordariomycetes; Hypocreales; Nectriaceae
Exons: 2
Coding region: 1-189 (62 amino acids)
Source: RefSeq, a predicted model, not a curated record
AUGGCUUCCACAAAACGGGCAACAGCGACAUUGUCCGUUGAUGAAAUCGCCGCUAUGAGCGAUGCCGAGCUUGGCCAGUUCAUGACGAAACAUCGUUGUCCCGAUGGCGGUUAUGAACUUCCUGUCGACGGAUGGGACAAGCUGUCCAAGGAUGAACGCAGCCGUCUCGCCGAGAGACUGAAGGCCUAA